Molecule: messenger RNA, 837 nt
Organism: Sphenostylis stenocarpa
Lineage: Eukaryota; Viridiplantae; Streptophyta; Magnoliopsida; Fabales; Fabaceae
Source: the annotation of a GenBank genome assembly
AUGAUUGACAUAAGGCUUCUAAAUCCUUUCUUGCCUCUUGAACAUCAGUGUGUUUUAAACCCUUCUGGUGAUCGAAUUUUUAACAUUUUACAAACUGUUCAGUUUCAUGUUUUGUCAAAAAGUGGAUGCUUCCUAAAGCUGGUUACGGACACUGAUGAGGAGAACAAUGAUGAAGUCUAUAUCCAUGAAAUUCCUGGUGGAUCUGGUUCUUUCGAAAUGUUAGUAGAAGAGUUUGUAGUGUGUGAUCAACAUGUUCGAACGGAUUCUCUAUUGGAAGAUAAAUUUCAGGAGAUCAGAAGCUCCGGGAUGGUAUCAGACCCUUCAAGCCUAAGGUGGCAAAAGUGGUGGAUGGCUACCUUGCUGCUAUUGCAUGUGAUUCUAAUUUACCCCUUUCAAAAUUUGUUAAUUUUGGUGCGAACUAGAUCAAGCUUUCCUAGAACAUCUCUUGAUGGCCUUUAUCAGGCCAUUGACAUGUAUUUGAAGGUUGAUGAACUGCGGGAAGUUGUCUGCAGAGGCUUGCGUGCAUGCUGUGCAGAACGAGUGGCUUCCCGACCCAAGCAUAUCGUUAUGCAGUGGGAAAAGCAUGAGAAUGUUUCUGCUAGUAAAAUUAAAGGUCUCGUGUUAAAGAAGAUACCCUCUAAGAUUUGGUCCAGCAAAGAAAGAAGUAGUGAGCUAAGUUUCUCUGAUACGUCAGAUAGCCCUGCUUCUACUGUUGUAGAGGAAAGAAAAUCUACCCCAUCUAGAAUGAGACCCCGUGUUGAUAUGGGGACUGGUUUUGGACUGCCAAAAUUUGUAAACUCAGUUUUUAAGGGAAAAGAACUUAAAAAGGAUAAGUAG